AUGGCUUCACCGGAAGCAGGGUCGACUUUCGCGGCAGCAACGGCAUUAAAAUGCCUCUCUUCACACGAGUACGAGGCGAAUUUUGUUGAUGACUGGUGCAUUGGAUCUGUUCCCCACGGAGGUUAUGCGACUGCAACCUUCAUGCAAGUUGCCUCAAAGCACUUCAGCAGCACUCUCUCUGCCCAAAACCAACCUCACACCAUAGCGGUACAUUUAGACUUCCUUCGCCGAACCUCAGCUGGUCCAGCACUGUUCACAGUUAAGGACACCAAACUGGGUCGUCAAGCCUCUGUCAUUCAUGUGACGCUCUCUCAGGAAGGCCGGGAAGAAGUCAUAGGCUCUUUGACUCAAGGAAACAUUUCAGCAGAGGAAGGGGUCUCUUUCGACACGACUUAUUCCUUAGACCCCGCACCUUUGCCAGUUAAUUUGUCUCACCUUGCUAAAGACCAAGAUGAGAAUUGGGCAAGAGCACGUGAGAUGCCGUUUGCAUCAUUCAGAAAAGCGACACAGAAGACAAUGUUUCAUUUUCCACGAGAACGACAACGAAAGAGAUCACAAGCAGAUGAAUGGGUGAGGCUGGUCUCUGGGGAGAAAUGGACAGAUGCAUCUAUUGGAUAUCUAGCGGAUAUGUGGCAGAAUCCCUACGAUGUCAAAAACAUGGAGAAAACCGCUGGAGAGAAGGGACCAGCAAAAUUUUGGUACCCUACACUAUUAUUGAAUCUAGACAUAAAGAAAUCCCUCUCAGAGAAGCCCUGCGAAUGGCUAUUCGUUAGAGUAAACAGCAAGCGUAUCCAGAAUGGCAGGAUGGACUUAGAGGUAGUGAUCAUGGACGAAGAAGGAGAUAUCAUAGCUUUAAGCCAUCACAUCGCAUUUGCCCUUCCAGCAGCAAGGAAUCUCGCUGCCCGGAGAACGGGAGCAAGUAAGAUCUAG
Mollisia scopiformis is the source of this 930-nucleotide messenger RNA. RefSeq lists its product as uncharacterized. Bases 1 to 930 code for a protein of 309 amino acids. NCBI's taxonomy places the organism in Eukaryota, Fungi, Ascomycota, Leotiomycetes, Helotiales, Mollisiaceae. The transcript has 5 exons. The record is from RefSeq and is a predicted model, not a curated record.